This is a messenger RNA of Papaver somniferum (opium poppy), 963 nucleotides long. RefSeq lists its product as uncharacterized. NCBI's taxonomy places the organism in Eukaryota, Viridiplantae, Streptophyta, Magnoliopsida, Ranunculales, Papaveraceae. Bases 1 to 963 code for a protein of 320 amino acids. The transcript has a single exon. Gene Ontology annotation, molecular function: nucleic acid binding. The record is from RefSeq and is a predicted model, not a curated record.
AUGACCAAUGGCUCUUUGGUUGAUGUAUCUCAUAGCCUAACUGGACGAGCUGGCCGUAAACGAAUUGAAAUUGAUCCAACCAUGAUAUCUUCGAUACCUUUACGACUGCGCACAAACAUUCGAGUAAUGGAAAGUGCGGCGAAUAUGUCUAAGUCAACGAUUCAUAAAAGAAUCAAAGAAGGUGCCAUACGACCACACUCAAAAACCUUGAAGCCAGCGUUAACCGAUGACAAUAAAAAGGCAAGGCUUCUAUUUUCUCUAUCAAUGCUCGAAGAUUAUUGUUUUGCUAAUAAACCUAUUUUCAAAAGCAUGUAUAAUUACGUUCAUAUUGACGAAAAGUGGUUCUAUAUGACCAAGGAGUCGCAAAAGUAUUAUCUUCUCCCAAAAGAAGAUGAACCUUUGCGCAGUUGUAAGAGUAAACGUUUUAUUACCAAGGUCAUGUUUUUAGCAGUGGUUGCUCGUCCUAGGUAUGAUUCUGCUAACAAUGAAGAAUUUUCUGGAAAGAUAGGAAUUUUUUCUUUCACUUUCCAAGAGCCUGCACAACGCAAUAGUAAGAAUCGUACUGCUGGUACUAUGGAAACAAAAGCAAUUUUGUCUGUUACCAAAGAUGUCAUUUGUUUGUGUCUGAUUAACAAGGUUUUUCCAGCAAUCCGAAGCAAAUGGCCACGCAGUAGUAACAUGGAGCCUAUAUUUAUUCAACAGGACAAUGCCAAACCACACAUAAACCCAAAUGAUCAAGAGUUUCUUGAAGAUGCUUCCAAAGAUGGAUUCGAUAUCCGCUUGUCUUUCCAACCACCAAACAGUCCAGAUUUUAAUGUUUUAGAUCUUGGUUAUUUUCGGGCAAUUCAAUCACUACAGUAUCGGUAUGCGCCCAGCACAAUUGAUGAAUUAGUUCAAGUUGUGCAAGAGUCUUUUGAAAAUUUAUCUUCUGAAAACCUUAAUUACGUUUUCCUGACGUUUUAA